Oikopleura dioica is the source of this 918-nucleotide messenger RNA. NCBI's taxonomy places the organism in Eukaryota, Metazoa, Chordata, Appendicularia, Copelata, Oikopleuridae. The record is from the annotation of a GenBank genome assembly.
AUGGCAAGAGAAUACUUUGAGAAUUCUUACAGUGAAAAACAUGAAAGUUUUUUCAAAAACAACAUCAAUAAUGUGAAAACAACAAGAAGGCCCUCGAUUCCAAUUCCUGAAGAGAGAAACAAAAAGAGACCUGAAUAUUCGAAGAUGUGCAAGUUUUUUGUAGCUGGAGUUAUAGUCGUGCUGAUGAUCAUUAUUCCAACAGCAGUCAUUGCCGGGAAUACAACGACUAAAGUCUUUACUACUUCGGCAAAACUUUCGACGACAGCUCCGAAGACGACGAUAAGGACCACUUUAACAACAAAAACAACUUCAAGGACGACAACUUCUACGACAACAAUGACAACCACCACCACGACAACAACGACAACUACUACAACAACCACAACUACUACUACAAGUACAACAACCACAACGACAACAAUCACGACUUCAACAACAACUCCGACUACGACUCCGACAACUACUACGACUUUUCCACUCACAACAACUGCUCCUUGCACAAUCUACCAACCCGUCAAGCCAUAUUUUUACAGCUGCGAAGGAAUUCGAGCUGAUGGAGUUCAAUGCGACAUUUUGCACCGGGUGAAAGUCAUCUCGGCUUACUUCGGCAACUGGCCAGUCUACAGCGACCAAACUUGUCCAAACUGCGGCCAAGCUCCUGGCUUUUGCGACCGAAAAUGCUGCCAAAUCGACUUGACCGAAUACGCAAGAAAGGAGUGCAACGGAAAUCGAAAGUGUACAUUCACGGGUGACUCAACAAUCGCGGGAGAUCCUUGCCCUGGAAUCAAGAAGUUUACUUUUGUCAGUUACAAAUGUGUGCCUUUUAAAAAGCCAUCAUCCGGCGGAAGAAAAAACUCGCUUGAUGUUUUUACUUUGCUUUGCUUCCUUUUUCUGUUUCAAUCUCCCGGUUUAACUUAG